This is a messenger RNA of Rotaria sordida, 5133 nucleotides long. NCBI's taxonomy places the organism in Eukaryota, Metazoa, Rotifera, Eurotatoria, Philodinida, Philodinidae. The record is from the annotation of a GenBank genome assembly.
AUGGAUUCACAAAAUUCUGUAGAAACAUUGACUAUUGCUCUGAUCGAUACACUUUCGGAUAAAAAUGAGAAAGUACGUGAUACUGUUGCUCAAUCAAUAGUUAAUACUGGUAAAAAAUUACCUCAACCAACAGUAAAACUAUGUACGAAUUAUCUUGAUAAACAUCAAAAAUUACCUGAUUCACAUCGAGCAGCUAUCUUACGUGUUAUUCAACGUAUACUUAGUUAUCAUCAAGACAAAGAAGGAGAAAUGCCAUUUGAUAGUGAUACAUUUCAAUCACUUACUCGUGUUGCUAUUAAUGAAUUAACAAUGCCAAAAGACUUAAUACCUUUAUGGCAACAAGCUGCUUCAGAUGUCUUAGUUGAAAUUGGCAAAUGUGAGCCUGAUCUUGUUUGUACAGCUAUUUUACCACAUAUGCAAGCCGGUCAAUUACCACAAUUUUUUGUUCUACAAACAGUUGGUAGUCUUGCUGAAGCUAAUCCGCGUGGUAUGGUUCAUCAAUUACGUCCAAUGUUCAGUCGUAUAUUACCAAUGAUGGGCAUGGUUAAACAAGAAAAUUAUCGUUGGGUUUAUACAGCAGUACUUUUUAAAUUUUGUUUGGCUCUAAUUGAUUUUCAAGCUAAUGGUGACGAAGCAGCACGUGUAAUAUUUGCUCCACAACAAUAUGAAAAUGAUGCAUUUGCUGCAUAUGAAGUUUUUCUUACAUCAGCUUGGAUUGGAUCAAAAGAACUUAAAGUUCGAAAUAUGUGUGUACAAGCUAUUGGUCGUCUUGUUUAUUUAUUUUCUUCAACAAAAUUUACAGAACAAUUUCCACGUUUAAUACAAAAUGUACUUGGAUUUUAUCGAAAAAAUGUUGAUCAUUUAUAUGUUAGUGAAACAUUAAAUUCUGUUGUAUUAUUGGCUGAUCAAUGGAAUGUACCACAAUUAAAAUCUUCAAUGGAUAUUAUUUUAAGAGAAGUUUUAAAUGAAAUUCAAGUUAAUUAUGAAGCAUUUGAAACUGGUAAUGAACAAGCUAUUAAAAAUCAAAAUGAAUUAUUACGUACAUUAUCAAUACUUGGUAAACAUGCACCACAAAAUAUAUGGCCUUGGUUAUUACAACGUAUGGAACAAGCUGGUACGAAUGAUAAAUUACGCAUUGUACUUCUUGUUAUUUAUCGUCAUCUUGUCUAUGCAUUUGGUAAUGAUGCACCAUCAACACCAUUUGAUUAUAAAUCCUUACUUGUAUCAAGUUUAAGACCAACAUUAAAUACAGCAACAUUAAAAAUUACAAAAUAUUUAUCACAAUUAAUUGUUGCUAUGGCUUGUCAUGGUUAUUUACAAUUAGAAGGACGAACAUUUUUAAUUGAAUAUAUUGUUCGAAAUUGUACAUAUCCUCUAACAACAAAUGAAGAUAAUAAAACAGAUUCAACAACAACAACAACAACAACAACACCUAGUGCUGAUGUUCGAAUAAUGUGUCGAAAUAUUUUAAAUGCUUUUAGUUCGACUAUUACUGGAAUGGAUGAAGUUUUAUGGCCAUUAUUAAUGGAAUUUCUCGUACCGGAAAUGUAUACUGGUGCAGUUGGAAUGAUUACUAAAGCAUUAGCACAAUCUGGUCAACAACAAAUAACAGCAAAAAAGGAUACAUUUUGGAUUGAUUUUGAACUUUUAGUUAAUUUACCAAAACCAAAUGAAAUUAUUACACGAUGUUUUGUUCUUCUUGGUGAACCAUUAGUUGAAGAAACACGUGGUAUAUCAAUACUUCAUUUUCUUCGUAUAGCUGUAACAGAACUUAAAACUGAAUUAAGAGAAUUAUGGGAAAAAGUUAUUCCACGUUUACUUCAAAAUUUAAAUGAUGAUGAUGAAAAUAAAAAAUUUGAUGCAGCAAAUUGGCAAGAUCUUAUACUUAAAUUUCUUGCAAAAACGCUUGAUGUUGUUGAACGUGAAGAUUGGAUUAGUGAUAUAGGUACUUGUUUUGUUAAACAAUUACCUUUAUAUAUAAAACUCGGACAUGAACGUGGUUUUGCUUAUAAAUGUAUUGGUAUUGUAUUACGUAAAUCAAAAAUAAAUGAAUUUGUUAGUCGUACACUUGAAUCCAUGAUGACAGUAAUUAAUUUUCACCAUGAACAUGAAAGAAAUGGUUGGGCAACAAUGUUUGGAUUUUGUUCAACAACACAUCUUGAUAUUGUAUUACAACGACUUGAUAUGUAUUUAAAAAUUAGUGAUUCAAAAAAUCCAAGUUCAACAUCAAGUGGAAGUGGUGGUCUUUUUGGUUUUCUUAGUUCUAAAUCUGAUACACAUUCUGAUUUAGCACGUGCAACAACUCUUUUAGCUUAUGCUUAUGUUUCAAUAUAUGCAGCACUUGAUUUAAUUAUUUCUCGUAUGGAAACAAGUAUACUUAUUAAUGCUGUUAAAAUCGCUCGAACAAUUAAAGAAGAAACAGGAAAAUUAAUUGUUGCAAAAUCAUUUGUUAUUCUUGCACAAUCCAUGAAUAAAAAUCAUUUGAAAACUGAUUUUGUUUUUGCAUCACGAAAUGAUCUUAUACAAGAAAUGAUUAAUUAUGUGACACAAGAAACAAGUAUUAAAUUACAACCAACAACAUUUAAUCAAUGUGUUCGAGCAUGUCAUGCACUUAUUAUUCUUCAACCAGAACCAACACUUCCUGAGAAAUAUCAAUUAGCUCGAGCUAUGUUAAAUUGGUACUGUUCGACGAAACUUGAACUUUUACCGAGUCAAAAAGAUGAAAUUUCUACAUCACUUGGUGCAUUCAUUAUUGAAUUGCUUAAUUUGGGUGAUUCACAUGAAACAUUUCCUAGUCUUAUUAAUCUUCUUGAACCUUUUUGUCUAUCACUUCAAAGUUAUGAACGUGUACGUGCUUUUGAUAUUCUUAAUCAACUUAUUCAAUCAGAUUCAAUGAAUAAAUUGAAAGAACAGAAUCUAAUAGAUGUUGGUGGUACUAUGGCUCUUUGUCUUAUGUAUUUAGCCGAUACCGAAACAUCGGUUGAAUUAGCAACAAAUGCAAGUCUUACUAGAUUAUUACGUCUUCAAACACAACUUGCAACCGGUGUCAUGGAAAAUUUAAAUAGUGAACAGAGUGCAAUUGAACAAGAAAAGUCAGCAAACGAUGAUACUAUACAAUACUAUAAUCUCACUAGACCUGUUGAAGAUCAUGAUCAGAGUUUAUCGGGUAAUAUUGAAGAACGUUGCCUUUUAUCGUUUAUCGAAAAAGCUACUGAAAUUGUUGCUGAUACAAGAGUAGUGGGCUCAGUCGUGGUAUGCAAUGUUCUUUGUAAAAUAUUCGAUUGCCGACAUGGUGAAUUAGCUGAUCAAAUCGAUUAUAUAUUCAGUAUUAUGCUUAAUAAAUAUAAUCAAAUUACCAAUGAGGAUGUCUUACGCGCAUUACGAGGUGCCUUCAAACAACUUAGUUUGUCAUGUUCAUCUCGUGUAUUUAGUACAUUGAUGAAUUUUGGUGUACCAUUCACUAAAAAUCUUGUGACCAUUAUUCAUGAUCUUGCCGAUAAUCGACCACUGACUGAAGCUGUUGUAGCGCAAAUAAUGGAAUGUUGGUCACGUUCAUUACCCUAUGAAGAAAAAGGCUCACAACGACAUGCUACUGCUCAACCACUUAUGGCUUUAUAUUUGCUCAAUGAAUGGUUUCAAUCAGAUCGUAUGUGUGAUCUUGGUGAAUAUGCUUUUCCACGUUUGUUCGUUGCCCUCUUCAUACGUAUGGCUUCACAUGUUGAUACAUUACCACCACAAAAUGUACCACCAUUGCGUCGUAUUGCACCACCAAAUGGUAGUUCUCGACGUGAUUCAACAACAAGUAAUGCCAAUAACGUUUCUGUGCCUAAUACAGCAAGUGCAAAUACAAGUAGUACAAGAAAAUCAUCACGUCUUAGUAUAUUUGAUUCAAAAUCGUCUCGUAGUUCAUCUAAAACAUCAUCUGCUUCUGAACAACAACAAAACAAUUCUGGACUCUCUAAUAAUGAAUUAAAAAAAAUUGAACCGUGGCGUUUAUCAAAUGAUUGUAUGAUGCAUUUUCUAAAAGUUUAUAAGUGUCAAUCAGAAAUUAAUAAUGUAAUGCCUUGGGAAAAGAUGACUAAAUUUGAUACAGCUGAUUCAGCUCUUGAAGUGCUUGCUCAAGGUCUAGCACGUUGUAAUCAUAUAAAUCAAAAACAAUUAAAUGUUAUUAUUGAAUUACUGGGACAGGUACUUGAUGGUCCUUAUGAUAUUCAACGUGUAUGUGUAUCAGCAUUUUUUGCCGAACUUAUACGAUGUAAUCCUGACGAUAGUGAAGAUCAACGUUUUGUUCGUGAACUUAUUCGUUAUCUAUUGGGACGUUUAGUGGAUCAUAAUAUUUAUGUAAGGAAAUUUUGUUUACGUGGUCUUGGUUGGUGGCGACCAGUUCGUGAUAGUCCAGAUGAUAAAGGUUUACCAACCACUAUUCUUGCAUCAUUAAUUUCUGGUUUGGAUGAUCGUGAUGAUAAAAAUGAUCUUCUUACACUUGAAGCAAUGUGUUCAUUAUCAAAUGUAAUUGCUGUUAUGAAUGAAGAUGAAGUACGACCUAUUCUUAUGAAUGUUCUUCUACGUAUUCGACCUUGUUUUGAAAAAGAUGAAGCAAAAGUACGUUCAGCAGCAUUUACAUUAUUUGGAAAAAUGGCUUCGGUAUGUGAAGGAAACUCACGUGAAGCAUUCGUUGAACAAAUAUUUUCGUCCUUAAUAACAUUAACACUUCAUUUAAAUGAUCCAGUUGAAACAGUAUGUGAAAGUUGUAAAACAUGUUUUCAAUCUAUUGCCCCAUUACUCGGCCAACCAACAUUAGUUGAAUUAUUCAAAGAAACUCUUCAACCAAAAAGUGAUUUUCAAUAUACAGAAUUUAUAAGUGAUUUUGCCAAAAUUUUAGUUCAACAAUAUCCAUAUAAAGUUAAUUUUUUUAUUAUGAAUUGUAUAAUCUUUUUUAAAAAUCCUGUACCAGAAUUACGUGCUAAUGCAGCAAUUGUAGCUGGUCAUUUGAUAUUUAAUUUAACUGAAGAACAAAUUAAUAGUCUAUCCAAAGAACACAUUUUAAAUGCAUUUCUCGUUCUAUUAAAAGAUUCAAAUCCUGAUGUACGUUCCCGAGUGGCUGAAGCAAUGCAUUUUAUGUAUAAAUUUUAA